Lucilia sericata (common green bottle fly) is the source of this 2277-nucleotide messenger RNA. RefSeq names its product digestive organ expansion factor homolog. Gene Ontology annotation, cellular component: nucleolus; small-subunit processome. Gene Ontology annotation, molecular function: U3 snoRNA binding; rRNA binding. Gene Ontology annotation, biological process: maturation of SSU-rRNA from tricistronic rRNA transcript (SSU-rRNA, 5.8S rRNA, LSU-rRNA). The transcript has 3 exons. The record is from RefSeq and is a predicted model, not a curated record. Lineage: Eukaryota; Metazoa; Arthropoda; Insecta; Diptera; Calliphoridae. Bases 98 to 2203 code for a protein of 701 amino acids.
AAUAUUUGUCGGCGCAGGGCUCUGACUACACGUUGUUCUGAUUUGUUUACUAUUUGCCAGCAACAUUUUUCAAUGAAUUUUUUAAUAAAUUAAAAAAAUGGGGCAAGCAAAUAAACACAAAAAGUUUAAUCCACAUAAAAAACAAUAUAAAAAACCCGCUAUAAAUAAAAAACAUUUAAAUAGUAAAUUUAAACAUCGUGGUAGUGCCACCGUUGAACAGUUAAAAAAACAAAUUGACUUGGAAAAGAGUCGCAAAGAAAGACAAGCCCAUCUAGCACAAGAUUUUGCAGAAGAUGUGGAGGAAGAAGAGCCUGUUAAUCACUUUCAAAGUUUAGUGGAAGAUUUGCACACCAGUGUGAAAAAGAAACCAGCCUUCAAGGAGAAACCUUUACUGCUCUUGGGUUCUAAAAAGUCCAAACAAGAAACUAAACCCGAUAGCAAAGCCCGAAAAAUAAACGUUAAUUAUCUUCUACCUAAAUUAAACCACUUUAAAGAUCAUUUACAAAAUGAAAUCAGUUCCGAAGAUGUGGAAAAAUUGAUUGAUGGCUCAAGUGAAAAAUUAAAGUUCACCGUAAAUUGGCCUGAGCUAGGUCAUUUAUAUAUCACCACUCCCGAUAUUGCCAUUAAUGAUAAUAAGGGUUUUAUAAAUAAACAACCACCUCCAGCUUUUGAACAGCAAAGUGAUUUAGAGUCUAUAGGUGUGCAACCAUCUUUAGCCGCCCGAGUAACUCUACCCUUAACACAACUACAAAGUGAGCUUUUGUCACUUGUCAAUACGUAUAAAGAUGUUUAUUAUCCCUAUCGAACAUUCGAUAAUGCCGAACAAAUACGUCAGGUGUAUACCAUACAUGCGUUAAAUUAUAUUUUUAAGACGAGAGCCUGUGUUAUGUUGAAUACGAAAAAGAUCGAGGAAGAAGAAAGUAAAAAUAGUGGUGUUGUUUUUGAUGAUAUCUAUCGCGACCAGGGUUUAGCUAGACCGAAGGUGUUAAUUGUGACACCUUUUCGCGAUUCGGCUUAUCGGAUUGUUAAGAUAAUGUCGGAGAUUAUAAAGAAGAAAGAUAAAGAUAAUGAUCAAAAAUCUAUAAUGAACUUCGAUAGAUUUGAAAAGGAGUUCACUGGCGAUACUAUUUACUUCCCCAAAACUAAUCCUAAACCUGAAGAUUAUGAGAAAACUUUUGGCGGCAAUACUGACGAUAACUUUCGUAUUGGCAUGUCUUUGACUAAGAAAACCCUAAAGUUAUACACCGAUUUUUAUUCCUCAGACAUAUUAAUCGCAUCGCCUUUGGGCUUGCGUGUUACCAUGGGUGGCAGUAGUAAUAAUGAUGUUGAAAGUGAUUUUCUAUCAUCAAUUGAAGUUUUAAUUUUAGAUCAAGCUGAAUUGUUUUUGGCUCAAAAUUGGGACAAUCUGCUGCAUGUAUUGGAUCAUUUACAUUUGCAGCCUAAAACCUUGAGAACAACUAAUAUUAAUCGUGUACGUUCGUGGUGUUUAAAUGGUUUAUCGAAAUUCUAUCGUCAAACUUUAUUAUUUGCUUCGCAUGAAUUACCCGAAUUUCGUGGAGUUUUCAAUAAUAAAUGUUUCAACUACGAAGGUAGUGUGCGUAUCUCUAACCCCAUUAUAAAUGGUGAUAUACGUAAUGUUAUAGUACCUUUAUCACAAGUUUUCCAUCGUAUCGAAUGCUCGGAUUUAGAUCAAGUAUUCCAGACACGUUUUAACUAUUUCGUCAAUAAGAUUUUGCCUCAAUUUAAGAGUACCAUAUUUGCUCAUACUAUGAUUUAUAUACCCAGCUAUUUCGAUUACGUUCAAUUGCGUAAUUAUUUUAAAGCGGAAAAUAUUAGUUUUGUGCAAAUUUGUGAAUAUACGAAAAAGGAAAAGAUGGCUCGUGCCCGUGAUAUGUUCUUCCAUAGUGGUGCUCAUUUUAUGUUGUACUCGGAGAGAUCACAUUUUUUCAAACGUACACGCAUUAAGGGCAUUCGUCAUAUUAUUAUGUAUCAACCACCUCAAUGGCCUCAUUUCUAUUCGGAAAUGAUUAACUUAAUGCAUUCUUCAAAUCAAAAUUCUCGAGAUGGUUUAGAGGAUUCAAUGAGUAUCACUGUUUUAUAUACAAAAUAUGAUUGUUUACAAUUGAAUGGUAUUUUGGGUAGUGAGAAUGCUACAAGUCUUUUGGAAUCCGAUAAAGCUGUUCACGUUUAUGCUGCGCAAUAAGUGUAAAAUUUAAAUUAGAAAAUUUUGUAAAGAUGUAGAGAUUUUUUAAUAAAAACUUGUAAAUAAACAAAAAA